GCCGCAUCUCGCGACGCUAGACCAAUCGCGAUACAUCACCGUCAUGGGCCCACCCGAGGAACCGUCCGCUAAUGCUUCAAUACCACCAAACCAGGGUGUCGAAGACAACGCAACGACUCCCGGCCCCGACGCGACGCUGUCGCCGACCACUGCCGUCGGGUCGACAACCUUAGGCUCUGGCAGCUGCAAUGGUUCGGGACCGUCACCAUCAAACCCAGCCGGUACGGGCACUACGAGAGUGUCCCCGUUGCCUGACGAAGCUGCCUCAACUCAGUGUCAUGAACCCGAUACAUCACAAGGGGCAAGUGCGCCUUCACAAAGCGAGCCUCUCGCGGAUCCCGGUGCUCAGGCCUCUACGACGGAGGAUAUGAAAUUGGGAGACAUUUCUUUGAACGAUGCGACGAAACGAUUCGAAGAAUCCUUGGUGAACGUACUGAGAAAAUUCGGGGACCAGAAGCAGUACCAAGGCUCAGUCGACGAACUCUCUGAAGCCUGGUCGACGUUGGCCAAGGAAGCAUGGUCAACCGAAAAGGAGCGCGUCAAACGAUGGAAGAAUGAAAUCAACGCACUGCUGGUUUUCGCUGGCUUAUUCUCUGCUGUCGUCACCGCCUUCGUUGCCCCGUACUAUGCCGGUCUGCUGCCAGCUCCCGACUUCAACACAGAUAUCUUGGAGCAGCAAACACAGAUCUCGGCGCGUACAUUACUGGUCCUCGAACGGAUAUCCUCGCAACUUGGUGGCGCGGCAAUGGGUGCUGUCGUCACGACCGGCUCAUCGUCGUUGGUGGCUGCCAUGGACUCUUCACUAUCCAGCCCUUCUCCGCCGCCCAACCCGCCGCGGUGGAUUGCCACCGUGUGGUUCAUCUCCCUGGUAUUCAGCCUUUCCGCCGCCUCUAUCGCGUUGGCCAUCAAUCAGUGGCUGAAUUUUCACGUCGAGCAGACUGGGCUGCGAAGUGCACCUCAGAAACUGUGGACCUGGCGGCUCCGGCGGAGUGCGAUCGACACGUGGAAGGUCGAGUCCAUCGUGAGCCUCCUCCCCUGCCUCUUGCAGAUCGCACUCGUGCUCUUCCUCGUGGGUAUCAUCGGAUAUCUCUUGGAGAUCGGAACCAACAUCGCCGUUCCGAGCGCGGUCUUUGUCGGCAUACUGCUUCUAUUCCUCGUCGCCACCUCCUUUCUUCCAGCGCUCAUUGAAUACAGUCCAUACAAGUCGCCUCAAGCGUGGUGGAUAUGCCAAGCCUGCAGAUCGACGCAGUGUAUGGUUUGCUGGUUCGCCCUCGGACUGCGUCGUGCGAUCCUCAGCUCCCUGGGGAUUGGGCCUGACAAUUCAUCGUGGGUCGCGGAUCUCAUAUACGAUGGGAUGGAGGCGCUCCGUGUCCCCAUUGCUCA
Molecule: messenger RNA, 1383 nt
Organism: Fomitopsis serialis
Lineage: Eukaryota; Fungi; Basidiomycota; Agaricomycetes; Polyporales; Fomitopsidaceae
Exons: 6
Source: RefSeq, a predicted model, not a curated record